Abrus precatorius (Indian licorice) is the source of this 3549-nucleotide messenger RNA. RefSeq names its product fasciclin-like arabinogalactan protein 4. Gene Ontology annotation, biological process: mucilage biosynthetic process involved in seed coat development; abscisic acid-activated signaling pathway; multidimensional cell growth. Lineage: Eukaryota; Viridiplantae; Streptophyta; Magnoliopsida; Fabales; Fabaceae. The coding region runs from base 133 to 1419 and encodes 428 amino acids. Gene Ontology annotation, cellular component: plasma membrane. The transcript has a single exon. The record is from RefSeq and is a predicted model, not a curated record.
AUCUCAUCAUUCACAGCUUGCAUGCUCACUCGUUCAUCUCACUACUUCAUUUCACUUCACUUCACACUUCGCUCACUCAAAAUCUGUCACAUAACCCCCCAAAUCCAAUCCCAUUGAAGAAGAGAAACCACAAUGGCUUCCCAUUCUGAAUCGGGGGGAACAAUGAUUCCCCAUAUUACCCUCAGAACAAUACUCUAUUUACUCCUCUUGACCCCACCAGCAACACUAUCGCUGAAUCUCAACCUCACCGCGCUCCUCUCCACCUUCCCAGACCUCUCCCAAUUCACCGCCCUACUCUCCUCCGCGACGCCACUCGCCGCCGAUCUCUCCCACCGCUCCUCCCUCUCACUCCUCGCCGUCCCAAACUCCUACCUAUCCUCCGACGACCACCUCGUCCGCCACCACCUCUCCCCCUCCGCCCUCGCUGAUGUCCUCCGCUACCACGUCCUCCUCCAAUUCCUGUCAUGGUCCGACCUCCGCUCCCUCCCUCCCUCCGGCAAACUCGUCACCACACUCCUCCAAACCACCGGCCGCGCCACCGACGACUUCGGCUCUGUGAACAUCACUCGCGACCCCCAAUCCGGCGUCGUUUCAAUCCACUCACCCGCUCCCUAUUCCCCUUCCAACGCCACUCUUCUUUCCCUCGUCAAAACCCUACCAUACAACAUUACCAUCUUCUCCGUCAACUCUCUCCUCAUUCCCUACGGCUUCGACCUCAUGGCCUCCGAAACUCGCCCUAACCUCGUCCUCAACAUCACCAAAGCCCUAAUCGACGGCCACAACUUCAACGUCGCUGCCUCCAUGCUCUCCGCCUCCGGCGUAGUGCAGGAAUUCGAAGCGGACGAAGGCGGCGCCGGAAUUACUCUCUUCGUCCCCGUCGACGAUGCCUUCGCCGAUCUCCCUCCUUCCGUCGCGCUUCAGUCCCUUCCCGCCGAUAAGAAAGCCGUUGUUCUUAAAUUUCACGUGCUUCAUUCCUAUUACCCUCUCGGUUCUCUUGAAUCCGUGGUUAACCCUCUUCAACCAACGCUUGCCACUGAGGCCAUGGGCGCUGGCAGCUUCACACUCAACAUUUCCCGCGUUAACGGCUCCGUCGCCAUCAACACAGGCAUCGUUCAGGCCUCCGUUACGCAGACGGUUUUCGAUCAGAAUCCCGUCGCCAUUUUUGGCGUCUCCAAGGUUCUGUUGCCCAGAGAGAUCUUCGGCAGGAAUCCUAUUGUGUCUGCCAAGCCUCUCGAUGGUGCUCCUCCGCCGGAUGAUGACGCGCUCCCGCCGGAGAAUUCGCCGGGUUUCGAUGGCCAACCCUCGCACCUCUCGUCGCCGCCGGGGUUUCGCGAAGAUGUGCGGUCUCAAGCUGGUGCUUCUCGAUCCUUUGUUGUAGUUGUUCUUUGCUGUAUAGGAUUAUUGUAUUUAGUGGUAUAAGUAAGAUUACAAUUAUUAUUAUUAUUUUUUUGUGGGGUUUUGUUUUGAUUCCCUCCACCCUUCUGUACACGGUUAAUUGCAUUAUUAGGUUGCAAAUGCAGCCUCUUCUUUUCUUUUCCUUUUUUUUUUUUUUUUUUUGCUUCUUUACCAUUUAUUAUAAGAUCGUCAAUGUUAAUUGUGCCAUUGAUCUAAUAAUUAGUGUUAUUAUGAAGGUCAAUGCCGUUUCUCUGCUUUUAUUGUUUUUCCCUGUAGGGGAAGGGCCUUGUAUUUUGAUGUAUAAUGAAGUCCAAUGACAAUGACCAUCGUGUUAAGAGUUGGUUAAGUAAGCUUUUAUCUUGUUUUAGACAUAAGUUUCUGCUUCAGAAUUUGGUUCAGUGUGACUUUUCGUAUUGUUAUCAAAACCCUUUUAGGUGUUAGUACCUGCCAGGUGUUGCGCACGUGAUCUUUUGCUGAUUGAAUGUGCCUUGCGGAGUGGCCAAUUUCAUUGGUGCAGGAGUUUGGGCUGCUUGCUUUGCUUGUUGCUUACACCUAGAUGACCAUCAGGUAGUUCCUUCUUUAUUAAUUAAACUACAGAUGUGGAUUACAUACAAGUAUUAAAUUGUAAUUUGGGGUGCAUAUCUGGAAAUAAUGUCACAUAGUGCGAGUUAUAUCAUAUAAUUAUUUGCAAGAUGAAAGGCAUUACAUUUGAUGUCAACAAAUUUGGGAUUGUUAUCAUUUCCUAUAAUGUGCUGAAUGCAUUGAAUUGUGGAACUGAGGACUAAAAAACUGGUCUGGUCUUAGAUUAUUGAAAUAUGAAGUUUAGGGGGUUCUGCUGCAAGCUUGUUUCCCGUAAAUAUCUAAGAUUCUCAAUGAGCAUGAAGCUGCACUUAUUUAGAUAUUGAAAAAUUAGUGGAGAUGAUAUGAUGCCGGUUGUGUGAAGCUGGUUUUGAGAGGGGCAAAGAAGCAUCUUGGUGUUGUCUUAAUCUAUUUAAAGGGGUUUUUCCCCUUCUAUCAGCAUUUUUUUUUUCAUUUUCUUUUACUUUUGUCUUAAAACCAGAAUUUUGUUGUCUUGUCUGCACAUGCUGAAGCCAAAUGUCCUGCCACCUACAUCUUAGUUGGAAUCACCGUAAGCCACAGGCUUCUUGGUCUAUAACUAUUUUUCUUUGGAAUACUGGUGUUGCCUGUUUUGGAUGGGUCCUCUAAUUGUAUUUGGGUUGAUUUCCACCACAUGCAAAAGUUUAGAAGAGAAAGACAGAAAGAGUUAGAAUGAAAGAUUUUUCAAUUACCCAUUUCUAUGAUUGGAAGAUUUGAUAUAAGUAGUGCAAAAACCGGUUGCAAUUCUUGCCUUAAUCAUCUCCUCUUAAAAGAGUAAGUUUUUGCUUCUUUUUAUUUUUGGUUGCUUUAUGUAGUGCAAACAAGGAAAGUAUUUUCUUGACACUGCAUAUUUAACUCCAUAAAUUUUGAUGGUUGUCCUGAAAAUAUGCUGUAAUAGCAUAUAUUAUCAUACAAAUCUUACCUGAACUUCUUGCAUUUUGGUGUUAGUUUGGAGUAUGGACUGAGUCACUUGUUUUAAGGUUGACUAUUGCUCAAACUGAUAGGGAUGUUCUACUCUUCUGGUGUUUAUUUUCUGCUGUAGACUUAUAAUGAUGGGAAGGCUUUAGCAUCUACCGUAUGUUUCUGUUUUGUGUUUUACUAAUUUGGGUUGGAACGAUUACCUAUCCUUUGUAUUUUGUAUUCUUUAUUUCUCAGUUCUCAGCCACUAAUCUUCUGUGUUACACAAACAUAAGCAUUGAGUGCAUUUGCCCUAUUUGUACUUGGGAAGUCAAAUUCAUGAAUGGCUACAAGAACAGAAUGAUAAUAGCUUCUUUCCCUGUUCAAAUAUUAAGAAAUUAUUAACAGUAUGAUAGUUGUUGUUAAAGUGGCUACAUUUUAGUGGUUUGAUAUACUAGCCAGGUACCGGCUGGAGUUAGCAUUGUCAUAUUUUUUAUCAUGAAUGGCACCUAUGGUCAGGGUAGAGCUACAUAUAUAUGUGGUAGAUGAUGAUAGGAAUGGAGAAACUUCUACUUUGGUCUCUUACAUUGUAAAUAUUUACUUUAAUUUUUGACUUUACAGAAUUUUUAUUUUAGUUUUUUCUUUCAUAAAAUUGUUGCA